AUGUCAUUGGAAAGAAGACAGAUAGAUGGGAUAACAGUUUCUGGUGACAGGACCUGGAGAAAGAGGGGAUUCUCGUCUUUGUUCGGUGUCGUAUCACUAAUAGGGUGGUGCACGGGAAAAGUCGUCGACAUUGCAGUGAAAUCUAAAUUCUGUAAGGCCUGCAGUUUGUGGAACGGAAAGCAAGAAACAAGCGAAUAUGAAGAAUGGGCUGCAAAUCACGAAGCAAACUGCGAAAGAAAUCACGAAGGUUCGUCGGGAAAGAUGGAAGUAGACGCAGUCGUAGAAAUGUUUCAGCGGUCCGAAGAAUUGCACAAUUUAAAAUAUUCUCAUUACAUCGGUGAUGGAGACAGCAAAACAUUCAAAGGCAUUUUAGAUUCGAAACCUUAUGAUGAUUUGAAUGUUUGUAAAAAAGAAUGUAUAGAUCAUGUUCAAAAACGUAUGGGCACGAGAUUACGUAAUUUGAAAAAAAAUGUAAGAGGUCUUGGAGGCAGAGGAAAAUUGACAGGCAAACUGAUCGACGAGUUGACAAUAUACUAUGGUCUGGCUAUUCGUAGAAAUUCUAAUUCCAUUGAAGAUAUGAGACGAGAAAUAUGGGCGACUUUAUUCCAUAAGAUUUCAACGGACAGCGAACCGCAGCACGACCGUUGCCCAAUCGGAGAGAACUCGUGGUGUUCUUGGCAGCAGGCGAAAGCUGAGAACGAAUUAGAUGAAUACCAACACAAACCAGCUUUAAACAAUGAAGUUUUUAAAGCUAUUCAACCUAUUUACGAAGAAUUAAGUCGAGACGAGUUGCUAUCCCGCUGUGUUGGCGGGUUUACUCAAAACAGCAACGAGAGUUUUAAUUCUGUGCUGUGGGCAAUAGCACCAAAAACUGUUCACAGUAACAAAGCAAUCGUCGAUAUUGCCGCAAAUAUUGCUGUUUGCAACUUUAAUGAUGGUUUGCACAGCAUAAUGCAAAUUAUGCAAGUGUUAAAUCUAAUAAUUGGAAGUGCUUGUUACAAUUUCUGCGUUCAAGCAGACGAACGCCGGAUCCGCGCAGCUGAGCGCACUAUGACCGAGGAAGCUAAAGAAGCUCGUAGGCAGCAGAAAUCAGCUCGGAAGGCCACAGAUGACGAGGACAUUAAUGUAGAAGGUCAACUGUAUGGUGCAGGCAUUGCAGAUUAA
This is a messenger RNA of Nylanderia fulva, 1164 nucleotides long. RefSeq lists its product as uncharacterized. Lineage: Eukaryota; Metazoa; Arthropoda; Insecta; Hymenoptera; Formicidae. The record is from RefSeq and is a predicted model, not a curated record.